AUGGCCAGGACGCGAAACAACCCCACCGGCCGGCCACCAUUACGACCACCUGCUCGUCGCUCGUCUCGUCGGACGCUGACCGGCGACACGCCCUCAACCACUCCCGCUCCAUCGAUGCAUCCCCUAACACCUCUCUCGCCGGAUCCCAUUGCGUUCGCUCCACCAGCACGGGAACCAUCCACCACCAUUGCCUGUCAAAGCUCCACCGUACGAGUCGACUACGACGAGUAUCACGCCGUCGUUACUCCGGUAUGUAUCACUCCAACUCCUCCCCUAUUUUCCAUUAUUUUCACCUCUUCCACCAUUAUACACACCAACACCAUCACCGGCGCCGGUUCGUCUUCUGGGCGACCGCUGGCUGCCGUGACCCUUCCUCCGCCCAUACCAACAACACGACCCCUUUUCCUAGCCCUAACCAAUCCACCCUCUAUCACCCCUCUAUCUAACCCCCUCCCACCACCGAUUAACCAACCACCCACUCAACCGUCCCCUAUUGCCCUUCCCUCCACACCACUCGGCCCACCCAUCAUCCACGAUUUCGACCUAAAUACAUUGGGGGAGGAGUUCAUUUUCGAUUUUGAAGCCACUACCUCUAAUAAUCCUGAAGAUUUAUUUCUUUUUUCCAUUCCCGAACCCAUCAACGAUUUACCACCACAACCCCCUAUGACUCAAACCGUGACUACAAUUCCUAGUGAGGAACUCCCAGUCACUACCCCCAGUGGGCAGACUGUGAGCACAGACGCAUCCUCGGGAAGUAUUGUGAGUUCCAGUUCCGAGUCUGCCAUUCCUCAACCAUUACCCAAGCCCGUAUCUGAGGAUAGCGAUUAUGAAGAUAAGAUGGCACAGGACUUGGCCAAUGAUGAUGACGUGGCCGAGGAAGACGAAGAGCAGGAGGAACUUGAGGAGGAAAUUUCUAGAAGAAGAGGAGCAAGAGGAUUUUGA
This is a messenger RNA of Cynara cardunculus var. scolymus (artichoke), 942 nucleotides long. Its product is annotated as proline-rich receptor-like protein kinase PERK9. NCBI's taxonomy places the organism in Eukaryota, Viridiplantae, Streptophyta, Magnoliopsida, Asterales, Asteraceae. Bases 1 to 942 code for a protein of 313 amino acids. The record is from RefSeq and is a predicted model, not a curated record. The transcript has a single exon.